Molecule: messenger RNA, 3397 nt
Organism: Lacerta agilis (Sand lizard)
Lineage: Eukaryota; Metazoa; Chordata; Lepidosauria; Squamata; Lacertidae
Gene: RIN3
Product: Ras and Rab interactor 3
Exons: 10
Coding region: 64-2961 (965 amino acids)
Biological process (GO): signal transduction; vesicle-mediated transport
Cellular component (GO): endocytic vesicle; cytosol
Molecular function (GO): small GTPase binding; guanyl-nucleotide exchange factor activity
Source: RefSeq, a predicted model, not a curated record
ACAAGGGAGACCCAGUCAAACGGUUCUGAACCGAGAAGCACCUCCGCGGACUUUGCUGGGAGGAUGACAACAUCGCUGGGAAACCGGGCAGCUGGGCCUCUCACAGACACCAGUGAAGAAGUGGAAGAUGUGAACCACCUGGGCAAGCCAAUUGCCCCAAGAAAUUGCUGUCCCCCACCAGGCAUCAGCGUCCUUGAGAAGCUCAUCAAGACAUGCCCGGUUUGGCUUCAGUUGAGCAUCAGCCAGGAAAAGGCUGUCCAAAUACUCUGCAAGGAGCCCGUAGGGAUAUUCAUGGUUCGGAAAGAUGAGAACCUGAAAAAUCUGCUUCUCUCAGUUCAUUUUCCAGCCCUGGUGGAGGCUUCUGACAUUUCAGAAUACAGGAUUAAAGAAGAAAAGUCAUUACUGUAUUUGGAAGGGUCCUUUCUCGUGUUUGAAGAUAUCUUCAAACUGAUUGCAUUCUACUGUGUCAGUAGAGAUUUGCUUCCCUCCACGCUAAAGCUGCCACAAGCGAUAUUGGAAGCCAAUAGUGUUACAGAUCUAGAAACCAUCUCUAGUCUGGAGAUAGGUUUCUGGGACUCCGCUUUAAAUCAAAGGCGGGGAGGGCAGUUCCCUCACUCUGUGAAAGGUCUUGCUUUUGCCACAGCUCAAGCGAAAAAGGAGGGGGAAACUACCCAGUGUUUUGCAAGCAGCACGGACAAUUGUUCAUGUGAAAUUGAGCUGUCAAUAGGAAAUGACAGGCUGUGGUUUGUAAAUCCUAUUUUUAUAGAGGAGAGAAGCAACCAGUUUCCCCCGGAUGUUCCUCUUCCUCCUCCACCUCCUUCUCCUUCUCCUCCUCCUCUAGAGACUUGCAGGAAAGAUCCUUCUUUUACCAGCAACACCGUGACAAGGCCUCCAAAGAGGUCUCCCAGCCGCCGGCCGCCGCCGCCACCACCACCACCUCCUCUGCCUCUUCAUGCUGUGAAGCAGCCUGAAAAGUCUCCCAUGACCACUUAUGAAGAGCUUCGGGAUCUGGAGAAAAACGAAAAGGAGAUGAAAACUGAAGUUAGCAAAAGCAAGGAAGAUGAUGGGCGGCCGUCUUUGUCUCUCAGCGAUUCUUUUACCACAAAGAAACGCAUCCCUCCUUCCAUUCCACCAAGGAGGUGCAUAUCCGAGAGAUAUUCUGGAAAGGGCUGCUUUGAAAAAUCUGAGAAAUGUCCAGCAGCAGUUGGAGAACUGGCGGAAAAACGGAGCAGUGGGAAUGAAGGUUGCAUUUCUUGUGCUGUUGACCCUCCAGAGGUGUUUGAAGAGGUUUCGGAGAAAGAUCCAGCAUCAUGUCAAGGGGAGAUGCCCAACAGCGAGGCCGAGAAACAGCUGGUGGCUGAGCUGCAGAAGAAGCCCUCAGAGAAGUCGGCAGCGCCUCCGAUCCCACCCCCAAGGAAGAAGAGGAUCUCUCGACAGGAGUCAUCCGCCAGCUCUUGCCAUUCAAAACCAGUAUGUGCUGAAGAGUCAGAAUUGCCACUUCCAAAAGGAAAGGGAAAGCCAGUAAAAAAAAGUUACUCUAAUGCAAAAAGGGAAUCAAAAUUUGCCCGUCAGCCUCUUAGCUUCUCAGAUCUUGAAAGUUCUCGUGACUCACUGGACAGUCCAGUAAGCAACGUGGGGGCUCAGACACCAGCCUCUGAGCCAGACUCCUAUUCCACCAGCAGCACUGAGGAUGAGCUAGAGCUGGUGACCAGCCCGUCGGUGAAGAAGACCCGUUCCAUGAUAUUAGGCAGGGCCAAGAACCGUCUGUCCAUGGUCAGCCUGAGCAAUGUCUUCACUGCUUUCCUGUCCGCUGACCGAAAGCUCCAGAAGAAGAUUGUGGAGCUAGCCCAGGACAAAGACUCUUACUUUGGCCGCUUGGUGCAGGACUAUAAAGUAUACAGCCUGGAGAUGAUGGCGAGGCAGAGCUCCAGCACUGAGAUGCUGCAAGAGAUCCGCUUAAUGAUGACCCAGCUGAAGAGCUACUUAGUACAAAGCAGGGAGAUAAAAACCUUCAUGGACCAGGCUGUUCACACGGAUGAGCAACUAGAGGUGAUUGUUGAGUCAGCUUUGCACAAGUGCGUCUUGAAGCCUUUAAAAGACGCCAUCAAUACCUAUCUAAGGGAAAUCCACAGCAAAGAUGGAUCCUUCAAGCUCCUGAAAGAAAACCAGCAAGUCAUACAAAACACAACUACCACUGACUUGGGAGUCACCACCAGUGUGCCUGAAUCCACAUUGCUGGAGAAAAUCCUGCACAAAUUCACAACCAUGCACAAGGCCUACUCUCCAGAGAAAAAGAUUAGCAUCCUACUGAAGUCCUGCAAACUCAUCUACGACUCUAUGACUCAGGGAAACCAAGGGAAACUUUACGGGGCAGAUGACUUCCUUCCAGUGCUCAUGUACGUACUCGCCCGCAGUGACCUGCCAGAGGUGCUUCUGAAUGUGGAGUACAUGAUGGAACUCAUGGACCCUGCACUGCAGCUGGGUGAAGGCUCGUACUAUUUAAUCACUACUUAUGGGGCGGUAGAGCUUAUCAAGAGCUAUGAUAAGAUCACAGUCACUCGGCAGCUGAGCUCAGAGGUCCAAGAUUCCAUUCACCGCUGGGAGAGAAGGAGGACACUCAACAAAGCCCGGGCUUCCCGAUCAUCUGUUCAGGAUUUCAUCACAAUCUCCUUUAUGGAGGCUGAGGAGAACACCAGGACGCUGGCCUACCGAACUGACUCAACAACGCACCAGCUGAGCCAGCAGUGCGCUGAGAAAUUCGAAGUCCCAGAGCCUCAGAACUAUGGGCUGUUUGUUCAGGUUGACGACAAGAACCUGCGGCUAGAUGGUGACGCCCACCCUCACCACAUCAAAUCCCACCUCCUGAGCAAAGAGCCCAAGCCGACUUUCCAUUUUAUUUAUAAGGAGAUAGGCGGAGAGGAGCUGCCAGUUCCCAUUAUCAAGGACCCAGAUGUUUUAUAACAGCAAAGCUGUUCUCUUGUAGAAGACUUGUUCAAACAGCCGUGGCGUUUUUCAUUUCAAAACUUCCUGAUUUCCACCAGGUCACAGGAGCACAGCCAAGUGCAUCUUCUGAGCAGAAUGGUGAUGGUCGAAAGCCUAUGCAAAUCUUCAUCUGGUGCAUUUCCUCAACAGAAUUCAUUUUCCACAGUAAAUUGAAUAUUCUAAGCAGCUUUCACUCUUGAAGGAGGGUGGGGGACUUGAACAAUUCAGAACCUUAAAACGUGAGCAAAUGAUGUGACAGCUGCCCUGGUACAAAGUAGGUAGGUUUGUGGUUAUGGGCAAAUGGCAAUAUAUAAGUCCAUCCAGUUAUCAAAUCAACAGUAUUGUCAGAGAAGGUCCACCAAAGAAAAUUCAAAUAGUCCUCCCUGUAGUAGUAAAAAAAAGAUAAUAAAGUGAA